Erigeron canadensis is the source of this 558-nucleotide messenger RNA. RefSeq lists its product as uncharacterized. Lineage: Eukaryota; Viridiplantae; Streptophyta; Magnoliopsida; Asterales; Asteraceae. The coding region runs from base 1 to 558 and encodes 185 amino acids. The transcript is spliced from 2 exons. The record is from RefSeq and is a predicted model, not a curated record.
AUGUUUCUCCGCAUAGCACGAGAUAUAAACUCCUUUGACAGUAUUGAACCGUUACCAAAGCACUUUCAGUUCUUCCACAAAGGCACGAUAAAUGCUACAGGUCGUCCCGGUUUUAACAUUUUCCAAAAAUACACUUAUGCCAUACGCCAGUCAGCGUAUAGCUUUGAGGCUGAUGCUUUAGAUGAGUACUUGCCAAUGGCGCAAGAUACGGGUUACCAGUGUUUAGACCAGUUCUAUAAUUGUGUGAUACACCUGUAUCGCGACGAGUACUUGAGAAGGCCAACAAAAGCAGAUAUCGAACAGUUAACUGCUAAACAUGUUGAGAUCUGGCAUGCUUACUUUGGCCCUGCUUGUUCGAACAACGACAUCAACGUCCUUAAUGAAUCAGAUUUGUUUGACGAUUUGCUUCAGGUCAGGGAUCUUAGAGUGGAGUUUUCGGUGAAUGGCCGCCAGUCUGGAAAGGGAUAUUACCUAGCUAAUGGUAUUUAUCAAGAAAUGAGCGACUCUUGUGAAGUCGUUCAAGUGCCCAAUGUACCCGAAAACCUCCAAGUUCAAUAG